This is a messenger RNA of Cherax quadricarinatus, 2638 nucleotides long. Lineage: Eukaryota; Metazoa; Arthropoda; Malacostraca; Decapoda; Parastacidae. The record is from RefSeq and is a predicted model, not a curated record.
UACCACUAUACACUGUCUUCUAUUAUUUUACUACUAUUUCUCUGUACAGCGGACCCCCGGUUAACGAUAUUUUUUCACUCCAGAAGUAUGUUCAGGUGCCAGUACUGACCGAAUUUGUUCCCAUAAGGAAUAUUGUGAAGUAGAUUAGUCCAUUUCAGACCCCCAAACAUACACGUACAAAUGCACUUACAUAAAUACACUUACAUAAUUGGUCGCAUUCGGAGGUGAUUGUUAUGCGGGGGUCCACUGUAUAAUGGUCACAAUACUCAUCGAUCCAAAUCAUUGCAUCUCCAUUGUCUUGAAUUUUUUUUUUUAUGUACACAACUGUAAUUAUAUACAGGAGGGCCCUGCUUUACAGUACUUCACUUCAUGUUGUUUUGCUAAUAGUACAGCAGUUUUCAGUUAUACCCAUUCUUCAGUUAUCCAGACUUCCUACAGUAAAUAUAUUCACCACACACAAUAAGGAUUAGAAAUGGAUGCAAGAUAUCAAGAACCAUCUGAUUAACUACAUUGUUUUGUGUCUGAGAACCCAGACAUUUGAGGAUUCAAAAUGUUUUCGGCCUUGCGCAAAUUAGCGGGCCGGAGCCCUGAUGGCCCUGUUACCCCCACUUCCUCUGGGAUGCAGGCCAUGGCUGCGUCACUCCAGCGGAGAUUUGCUCGUGGCAUUCAAUACAACAUGAAACUAGUAAUAAGAGGAGAUCGCAAUGUUGGAAAGUCAUGUCUAUUUCGACGUCUUCAAGGCCAGCCUUUCCACGAAGAGUAUACGCCUACAGAAGAAAUCCAGGUGGCCAGUAUACAAUGGAACUACAAAGCAACGGAUGAUGUUGUGAAAGUUGAGGUCUGGGAUGUUGUUGAUAAAGGGAAGAAAAAGAAAAAAAUUGAUGGAUUGAAACUAGAUAACACCAAUCUAGAGUUUGAAGAGCCAGCCCUGGAUGCUGAAUUCCUUGAUGUGUACAAAGGGACUAAUGGUGUUAUACUCAUGUUGGAUAUGACAAAAAAUUGGACAUUUGAAUAUGUACGUCGGGAGAUUCUCAACAUUCCAACACACAUCCCGGUAUUGGUUCUUGCAAAUCACCGUGACAUGGGCCACCAUCGAGUUGUUUCGGAGGAUGAUGUUCGCUUCUUUAUUGAAGCUUUGGAAAGACCUGAAUGUGCAGCUGAUAUUCGCUAUACGGAAUCAUCCAUGCGUAAUGGAUAUGGCUUGAAGUUUUUGCACAAAUUUUUCAACUUGCCAUUCCUGCAACUGCAGAGAGUAACACUCUUGAGGCAGUUAGAAACCAAUAUGGCUGAGAUUGAUGCCACAAUUCAAGAACUCGAUCUCUAUCAGGAGAGUGAUGAUGCCAAUUAUGACAUUUUCUUGAGUCAGCUGACUGAUCGUAGAAGAGCAACAGCAGAAUCGCUGGGUCCAGUGGCUCAGGUUGCUGUCGCAACCAACACAACCCCUAUACCUCAGUCACAUUCUGUUAAUAAUGUUGCAUCUUCUGCAAAUCCCAACACUUGUGUCAAUGGUGUAUCAAAAUCAGUAUCUGUGCCUGUGAGUCUGUCCUCUGCAACAUCAAGUGCACACACAAGCCCCCGCCCAGCUGAGCGUCCUUCAUCUAAUACAUCAGCUACUAAUAUGCAAGCUUCUGAAAGCACUUGUGUUGCGAGUCCAGUAGGAGCUGGAACUGUGAACAGUAGCAGCAGCAACAAUAGUAGUAACAGUCCAUCUACUGGCACUCGAGCACCAAAAGUAUCAAGUCCUGAAAAAUCCCAAGACAAAACCAGCUUUAUGUCUCGCAUUUUCAACAAGACCAAAGAGCCAGAGCAAGCAAAGGAAGCAGCAUUAGAUGAUAUAGCACCAUCAGAUCCUGUAUCACUAGAUGAUUUUGUACCGGAUGGUGGACGGUUAGACCAGUCAUUCCUCAAUGACAUUAUUUCAGUGCAAAGAAAGGAGGUAACGCCACCACCACCACCGCUACUGGAGGAUGACAGUGAAGAAGAAUGUGAUGGAAAUCCAAUGGUGUCAGGGUUUCAGGUUGACCUGGACCCAGAUGACCUUCAGCUUGGGUUAAAUGUGAAAAUUGUUUCUGAUGAAAUGGAAGAACCUGAGGUUGAGAAAGUGAAAAUUAAUACCAAAGUGUCAUUGGUUAAGUGUGAUACUUCAGAAUUAGGUUUUGAUAAUCUGUAUAGUAGUGAUGGUGUGAGAACUAGUAAAAAGGAUGUGAAAAUUAAAAGCAAAAGGAAUUUGACUGAUAGUGAAAAGCGAGAAUCACAGGAAGUUUUAGUAGGUGUGUCAAAUCUGAGUAUUGAAGACAUGGACUCCUUCAGUUUGCAACCAGAUAAAGAAACAAAUGCCAUCCUGGGGUUUAGAAACUAUGAGAAAGAAGGCAAGGAGGAAAAGGAGAAAAUCGAUAAACUCGAUGAUUGGCUUAACUCUGAAGAGGGAACCAUUGUAAAUCCUUAUGUUUCUACUAUCAGUGUAAUGCCUGACAUGCCUGGUCUACAGGGUUCAGAUGCUGAGGAUGGUUCCAUUGCUGAAGCGAGCAGGGUAAUAGAGAAGAUAACGCAUCAGAGCUGCAGCACUUCAAGAAGUGAAAGCCCUUCAGAACUCUCAGAACACAAAAAGAAACACAGAAAGAGAGAGAAAGAAAAGAAG